Fonsecaea monophora is the source of this 2196-nucleotide messenger RNA. RefSeq lists its product as hypothetical. The record is from RefSeq and is a predicted model, not a curated record. The coding region runs from base 1 to 2196 and encodes 731 amino acids. Lineage: Eukaryota; Fungi; Ascomycota; Eurotiomycetes; Chaetothyriales; Herpotrichiellaceae. Gene Ontology annotation, molecular function: S-adenosylmethionine-dependent methyltransferase activity. The transcript has 5 exons.
AUGGUAUUUUGUCGUGCUCCUAGUAAAGGCUGCGAGCUGUGCCGGAAACGCAAGGUCAAGAACAAUACGCCGGCUUCCAGGAAGGAAUACCUCGCCGCAUCUCGCCAGCAAUCUGUGACCAUUGCACGUUCACCAUCGCCAUCUAGUCAUGAUCUGGGAGCGAACUUCUUCUUCGUGAAGUACUCUCCCAAAGAUUGUACUUUCAAUAAUCACCAUGCUUGGUUGACCAAGUCCUACUUUGACCAAGGACCGAACAACGUGUUGAGGAAGGUCAUUGAGGCAGUAGGCAUGGCGGGACUGUCAAACGUCUUCGACGCUUCACAAAUCAAAUCUCAGGCUCGAGCGCAGUAUUCUGCAGCUCUGUCGUCCAUGCAGAAAGCGUUACACGACCCAAUCCAAGCCGUUUUGGACACGACGUUCAUGGCUCUCAUGUUGCUCGCGUUCUUCGAGACCAUCAACUGCGAAGCCUUGGAUAGGUGCCCCGAAUGGGUUGCUCACAUCAGAGCUGGCGCAGCUGUCCUAGAGCUCCGAGGCCAGGACCAAUUCAGCAGUGAGCGUGGCGGGAUGCUCUAUGUCCAGUUUCGCUCGUACCUCCUUCUGGCCUGCAUGCAGGAGAAUGUUGCCGUCCCCAACGCUCUAGUCAAAGCAACCUUCAAUUUUCAAACAGGCAACCUGAGACAAAAUUGGCAGCGUGCAAACAUCGCCAGCCCAGGAUCUAUCACAGAAAUUUGUUUUCGACUGGCCAACCUCCGUGCAGCCAUGAAAGACCAAGGGGCGAUAGACCCCCAAGCAAUUCGUGCAACUGCACUAGAGAUCGAUGCAGAUCUCGAGACUUGGAGAGCAGGCUUGCCCCCAAGUUGGAAAUAUACUACAGUCUCUAUGUCUGACGCUGCUAAUGACACCUACUUUGCUGGUAAGAUGCAUGUCUACCCGAAUCUCUGGAUCGCAGAGGCAUGGAACUCAUGGCGCGCUGCUCGAAUCCUCGUCAACCAACUCAUCUUGCAGAACGAGGCUUGUGUGCCCAAUCCUGAUAAUGCGCUGACGGACCUGGCUCUUUCCACCAUUCGCCAGCUAUGCAUCGACAUUUGCAUCUCAACGCAUAGUUUCAGAAAUUCUCCACGCAAAGGCAGGAUAAAUCAGUUUCUCAUUCUGCGUGUCAGUUCUGAGCGGGGCUACUCUCUCGAAACUUCAGCCCGAAAACAAGCAAUCCGCACGACGGUAUUUUUGCUGCCCGCAAGCACCAUGGCCGCGCCACAAUCAGCAUCUGUCCCCUUUCCAAAGGAAAAGACGUUCAGCUCCUAUAACAAGGACCAGGGCAAAGCCUAUGCCCAAGUUCGCCGCGAUUACCAUCCAAAGGUGUAUCAAGCCGUCGUCGACUACCACUCCUCAACUGGGGGUGGUUUUGACACAGUUCUUGAUGUCGGUUGCGGCCCUGGCCUUGCGGCUCGAGGGCUUGCACCUCAUUUUGCUCACGUCCUGGGUCUGGAUCCUUCCGAAGGCAUGCUCGCUAUCGCUCGCUCGAUGGGUAUCGUCUCGUCCACUUCUGAGCCUGCACGUUUUGAAAUUUCCACGGCGGAGGAACUCGGAGCAAACCUGUCUCCAGCCGUUGCAGACUCUAGCGUCGACCUCAUCACUGCCUCCAAUGCCGCUCACUGGUUCGACAUGUCGGGCUUCUGGCCCAGCGCUGCACGCGUCCUCAAGCCAGGAGGUACCGUUGCCAUAUGGACGAGUGGCAACAUUCGUGCUCAUCCGUCUAUGCCCAAUUCUGCUGCCAUCCAGGCCGCUUUCGAUGACCAUCAAGAGCGUAACAUGAAGCCCUACCUUGAGCCAGGCUCGCUCCUGGUGCGAGACCGUUAUGUUGAUCUCCCUCUUCCAUGGACUCUGGCUCAACCCGUUGCCGAGUUUGACCAAACGACAUUCGUCCGGCAGGAGUGGGAUCCAAGUGAAGAAUUCUUUGUGGGACUACCUGAAGCAGAUAUGGACACGUUUGAGAAGAUGAUGGCGACAGGGAGUGCAGAGACGCGCUGGCGCCAGGCACACCCAGACGACGUUGGCACGGAGAGGGACGUGCUGAAAAUCCUUCGCCAGAAGAUUGAGCAGCUGUUGCACGAAGCAGGCGUGGAGAAAGGAAAUGAGAAGAUCAAGGCGGCCGUGUAUGGUGUGCUAUUGUUAGUCAAGAAGAAGACGGCGGUAUAG